This is a messenger RNA of Fomitopsis serialis, 870 nucleotides long. RefSeq lists its product as uncharacterized. The record is from RefSeq and is a predicted model, not a curated record. Bases 4 to 870 code for a protein of 288 amino acids. Lineage: Eukaryota; Fungi; Basidiomycota; Agaricomycetes; Polyporales; Fomitopsidaceae. The transcript has 2 exons.
GUGAUGAGCAAGCCCAUCCGACUCUGGCGGCCACGCCAGACGCGCACCUUUGACGAGGCGGGCAUCACCGUUUUGAAAACCACGUUGCCGCAGGCGUCGCGAACGUCUACUCAAUACGACCUGGCGACACAAUCGCGCGGGAAACCGAACCAUCUGCCGUCCCUAACCUAUUUUUGCUUUCAGGCUCUCCUCGGCUAUCCAGACGAGAUACACACUCUAGGUCCACUUCGUCUUACCUACAGACCUCCGAAGACCCGGGAAGCGCACGACAUCCUGCGCGAGCUCAUUCCAGCAUACAGGCCGGACCGGCCACUCGAUUUGACGCGGGUCGAUCCGCGUCUCUGGGCGCUGCUCGUGCAACUAUACGACGACAUCCCAGCACAGUUUCGUGUGUACACGCUACCUCUUGCUGAUACACACGUCCCCUUGCUGCAACGCAUCCCUCCAACUCCGGAAUUCGCCCUUUUGACGAUCCUUGAGCUCCCGGGGUGCCAGGAGCUUACGGACAAGAACAUUGUGUUGCUCAAGGAGUUGCAUAGCCUCUGCGCAUUUGAUGCGAGUGGUACCGCGCUCGGCACAUGGGGUAUCAAGUCUCUCGCAAAGACUUUGACCAUCUCUGAGGACGAGGAGAUUGAGGAUACGUCUCCCAGGGCCCACAGGCGCGGACCAUGGGGCUUGCGUAUCCUCAGCCUGCGUGACUGCAUCAAUAUUGAGGACAAAGUCUUUGACUGUCUCCCCAUGUUUCCGUUGCUGUCUGUGGUGACAUCCGGGGUACCCGCUGCAGGUACAAAAGUGCAUCUUCCUUCGAACCAUGCCCCCAUGGCCAGCUUUUCCAUCCCACCCCCUUUCCACACGCUCUGUCAACCCUAG